AUGGCCAUGAUGAUAACCUCUCUUUGGGAAUUCUGCGUUCUUUCACUUUUGCUUUCUUAUGUUGUUGAGCUGGAAGCUUCCCACCAUGUCUAUAGCAAUAUUCAAACUUCUGAACUGACUUCGACUCAUCACCAAACUAAAGAGCCUUACAGAACUGGUUAUCAUUUCCAGCCUCCCAAGAAUUGGAUCAACGGGCCAUUAGUUUACAAGAAAAUUUACCAUCUUUUCUAUCAGUACAAUCCUAAUGGUGUAGUUUGGGGUAACAUUGUCUGGGCGCAUUCCACAUCAACUGAUCUUAUUAAUUGGACCCCUCAUGAUGAUGCCAUCUACCCAUCACAGUCGUUUGAUAUCAAUGGUUGUUGGUCGGGGUCAGCUACAAUCCUUCCUGGGGGUAAGCCGGCAAUUUUCUAUACUGGAAUCAACCCCCAGAACGAGCAAGCUCAAAACCUGGCCUUCCCCAAAAACCUCUCAGACCCAUUUCUUAAGGAAUGGGUAAAGAUCCCACAGAACCCAUUAAUGAAGGCAACCCGAGCUAAUCAUAUAAAUGCAACCUCAUUUAGGGACCCAACUACUGCUUGGCUAGGGUCAGAUAAUAGAUGGAGAUUAAUCGUUGGAAGCCAGAAGGACCAAACAGGAUUAGCUAUCUUAUAUAGAAGUAAAGAUUUCUUGAAUUGGACCAAGGCCAAUCACCCACUUCAUUCAGCAAAGAAAACCGGAAUGUGGGAGUGUCCAGAUUUUUUUCCAGUUUCAAAGAAUAGCCCGGUUGGUCUUGACACAUCAAAAAAUGGUCCUGAUGUUAAACAUGUGCUCAAGGUUAGCUUGAGUAAAUCUUUUAAAGAGUACUAUACAAUUGGGACAUAUAACCUGAAGAAGGAUAUCUAUAUCCCAGAUAAGGGAUCGGUGGAGAGUGAUACUGGUUUGAGAUAUGAUUAUGGCAAGUUCUAUGCUUCAAAAACCUUCUUUGACAGUGCCAAGAACCGUAGGAUCUUGUGGGGUUGGAUUAAUGAAUCUUCAAGUGUAGAUGAUGACAUCAAGAAGGGGUGGUCUGGACUCCAGGCAGUUCCAAGGACCCUUGUGCUUGAUAAGUCUGGAAAACAAUUGGUGCAAUGGCCUGUUGUAGAACUUGAAAAGCUGAGAAUCAAACAGGUCAAGUUGCCCAACAUUGUGCUCAAGGGAGGAUCACUUCAUGAAGUACUUGGGGUCACAUCAGCACAAGCUGAUGUAGAAAUUACAUUUGCGAUAAGUGAUUUGAAGAAAGCAGAAGUGUUUGAUCCAAGUUGGACUGAUCCACAAAUUUUGUGUAGCAAGAAGGGUGCUUCAGUUAAAGGUGAUCUAGGACCAUUUGGUUUACUGGUUUUGGCUUCAAAGGGAUUGAAAGAAAAUACAGCACUAUUCUAUAGGAUAUUUAAAUCUCAGAACAAUAACAACAAAUAUGUGGUGCUCAUGUGCAGUGACCAAAGCAGGUCUUCCUUAAAUCAAGAUAAUGAUAAGACCACAUAUGGGGCUUUUGUAAAUGUGGAUCUUCUUCAUGAGAAGCUGUCACUAAGAAGCUUGAUUGAUCACUCGAUAGUGGAGAGCUUUGGAGGAGAAGGCAAGGCCUGCAUAACAGCUAGGGUUUAUCCCACAUUAGCUGUUGAUGGUGAUACGCACUUAUAUGUUUUCAAUUAUGGAAAUGAGAGUGUCAAAAUCGCAGGAAAUGCAUGGAGCUUGAAAACUGCUAAAAUUAAUUGAUUAAUAUUUAAAAAAAGUAGUGGAGAGCGAGCACUACUAGCGGGC
This is a messenger RNA of Rosa rugosa (rugosa rose), 1776 nucleotides long. Its product is annotated as beta-fructofuranosidase, insoluble isoenzyme CWINV1-like. NCBI's taxonomy places the organism in Eukaryota, Viridiplantae, Streptophyta, Magnoliopsida, Rosales, Rosaceae. The record is from RefSeq and is a predicted model, not a curated record. The transcript has 6 exons. Gene Ontology annotation, molecular function: hydrolase activity, hydrolyzing O-glycosyl compounds. Gene Ontology annotation, biological process: carbohydrate metabolic process. Bases 1 to 1731 code for a protein of 576 amino acids.